Molecule: messenger RNA, 1314 nt
Organism: Tetrahymena thermophila SB210
Lineage: Eukaryota; Ciliophora; Oligohymenophorea; Hymenostomatida; Tetrahymenidae
Product: transducin, putative
Exons: 6
Molecular function (GO): protein binding
Source: RefSeq, a predicted model, not a curated record
AUGGAACAAUAUGUUAUGGAACCUCCUCUCUAUUUCGCAGAGGAUCACUUAUUUGAUUUAGAUUUCCAUCCAAAUAAAGAUUUACUUGCUUGCACAUUAAUUAAUGGUUGGGUUAAAAUCUUAGGUUAUAAUUCGGAUGAUGUAAAUGAUCUUGCAGUAUUUAAGCAUCACUCAUAAUCAACACGUACUUGUAGCUUUUCACCAAAUGGAUUGAAUCUAGCAACAGGUUCAAAGGAUAAAUCAUUUUCUAUUAUUGACACAAAUGGCAACUUAUCUCUACAUCUCAAAGACGCUCACAAGGAAUCAAUCAAUUUAGUUAAAUUCCUUAAUGAUGAUAUUCUUAUUAGCGGUGAUGAUAAUGGACACAUUAAAGUUUGGGAUUUAAAGAGCAGUAAAUGCGUCUAUGAAGGCGAGGAAUAGAGCGAAGCUAUAACAGGUGUUGCUAUUCCUGAAAACUUAAACUACUUAUUGACCACUUCUCUUGAUGGAACUUUAGCUGUUUAUGAUAUUAGAAAAUCUAAUAAUGCAAAGGAUAAGCUUUAUGCCCUAAGUGAUUGUAUGGAAGAAGAUUUAACUUCUAUUUAGUUAGUUAAAAAUGAUAAAUUUGUCGCUACAAGCACAUCUGAGGGUAUUGUCUUAUUAUUCAAAUGGGACUGGUUUGGUGACUGCAAAGAUCGUAUUGUAUUUAAUGCCAACACUAUAGAUCAUAUGAUCAAACUUGAUGAGAAUACUUUGAUUACUGGUAGUGAAGAUGGAUUUGUAAGAGGAGUUAGUGUUUAUCCCAAUAAAUAAUUGCAAAUUUUAGGACAACACGAAGAAGAUGAAAAUUUCCCUAUCACAAAAUUAAGUUUAUCACAUUGUAGGAGAUUUUUGGCCUCUUUAUCACAUGAUAAUAGUAUUAAAUUCUAUGAUAUUUCUAAGUUUGUAAACAACAGAGAUUAAGUUGGUGAAAAUACUUGGGAAGGCUAUGAAAGUGGUGACGAGCCUGUCCCUAGAACUAAAAAGGAAAAAGCUGGAAAUGAUAUGGAUGAUUCUGAUUUCGAAGACGAGGAUAGUGAUGAUGACAGUGAUGACGAUGAAGAUAUGGAAGAUGAAGACAAUAAAAAGUAAAAGAAGUAAAAAUAAAAAGGAGGUGAUGGUAUGGAUGAUGAAGAAUCAGAUGAUGAUGAUGAUGAUGAUUCAGAUGAAGAAGUUAGUAAAAAGAAAAAUUAAAAUCAAGGUAAAUAAUAAAAGCGUGUAAGAUUAUCUGAAAGGGCUCAAAAAAAUGUUCACAACAGAAAUAAAAUCUAAAACUUCUUCUCAGACUUUAAAUGA